Plodia interpunctella (Indianmeal moth) is the source of this 462-nucleotide messenger RNA. RefSeq lists its product as uncharacterized. Lineage: Eukaryota; Metazoa; Arthropoda; Insecta; Lepidoptera; Pyralidae. The coding region runs from base 1 to 462 and encodes 153 amino acids. Gene Ontology annotation, biological process: regulation of DNA-templated transcription. The record is from RefSeq and is a predicted model, not a curated record. The transcript has 2 exons.
AUGAGGACCGUCGCAAGAGAUAAUCUAGCAAAAUCUGUGAAUUACAAGUGUGGUAGUUGUGCCAUGUUGUACAGUGACUAUAAACAGUUGGUGGAGCAUUUGUACUGGCGGCAUGGCACCGAGAGUUACUUAUGCAAGCGGUGCAUGCUGCGCCAGUGGCACUUUGCUGCCCACAUAUGCAACGUAUUACCCACAGACGGGUCACAUUACGAUGAAACUAUACCCGCGAUAUCUCAAAACUGCUCCAAUAGAGAAACAGAGUAUUGUUUCUGUGGGAAAUACAUAAAUGAUUCUAACAUGAUAGGGUGUGACGGUCCACAGUGCACUUUGAAGUGGUAUCACUUCGCUUGUGUGGGUAUAGUGGUGCCCCCUGACGGCGAGUGGCUGUGCCCUCAAUGUGUUUCGCAGAUUUCCCGCUGUACUAACAUAGUUAAAUUCGACGGCCAGAGGCGGGAAGGAUAG